This is a messenger RNA of Arabidopsis arenosa, 2958 nucleotides long. NCBI's taxonomy places the organism in Eukaryota, Viridiplantae, Streptophyta, Magnoliopsida, Brassicales, Brassicaceae. The record is from the annotation of a GenBank genome assembly.
GGAUGACAAGAAGAACAUCAAGUGGCAAAAGGCAAAAAGCUCUAAGAAAAAAAAUGUUGAAGCCAUGUCUUCUCUCCUGCUUCCUCUUCUUCUUCUUCUUCUUCUUCUUCUUCAUACCAAAACUAUCUUUCUCUUGUCCACAAGAUCAAAGACAAUCCCUUCUCGAGUUCAAGAACUUGCUGAUUCACAUCAAGGACAACUCCACAGCCUUCAAAGGUUUAGGGACAUGGAGGCCAAACUCAGAUUGCUGCAAAUGGCUACGCGUGAGAUGUAACGCUAGUUCGCCUUCCAAAGAAGUGAUAGACCUGAAUCUAAGCUAUCUAAUCCUCUCUGGCUCAGUUAGUUCAAGCAUUUUGAGACCGGUUCUGCGUAUAAACUCUCUCGUUUCGCUUGAUGUCUCGUUUAAUUCCAUACAAGGAGAGAUUCCUAGAGAUGCGUUUGUGAACUUGACCAGGAUGAUCUCUCUUAACAUGACUUUUAAUCUCUUUAACGGCUCUAUCCCUCCUGAAUUGUUUACUUUGAAGACUCUUCAGUAUCUUGACUUAAGCGUGAGUAAGUUAGGAGGAGAGCUUCCUGGAGAAGCGUUUGUGAACUUGACGAGGUUGAUCUCUCUUAACAUGAGUUAUAAUUACUUGAACGGCUCUAUCCCUUCUACAUUGUUAUCUUUGAAGACUCUUCAGCAUCUCGACUUAAGCGUGAAUUAUUUUGGAGGAGAGAUUCCUGGAGAUGCGUUUGUGAACUUGACCAGCUUGAUCUCUCUUGGCAUGAGUUAUAAUAGCUUUAACGGCUCAAUUCCUCCUACAUUGUUCCCUUUGAAGACUCUUCAGCAUCUCGACUUAGGAAUGAAUAAUUUUGGAGGAGAGAUUCCUGGAGAUGCGUUUGUGAACUUGACCAACUUGGUCUUUCUUGACAUGAGUUAUAAUAACUUUAACGGCUCAAUUCCUCAUGAAUUGUUCUCCUUGAAGAAUCUCCAGCGUCUUGACUUAAGCAUGAAUGUUAUUGGCGGUACGUUGAGUGGUGACAUCAAAGAGCUCAAGAAUCUGCAGGAACUGAUCUUAGAUAAGAAUCUCCUUGUAGGAGAGAUUCCUCCAGAAAUAGGUUGUCUUGUCGAAUUACGGACGCUGACAUUGAGGCAUAACAUGUUCAAUGGUUCUAUACCGUCGUCUGUAUCAAGGUUAACGAAGCUCAAAAUGUUUGAUCUUCAGAACAAUUCCUUGUCUUCUAAGAUUCCAGACGAUAUUGGAAACUUAGUCAAUCUAUCAACUCUGUCUUUGAGCAUGAACAAGUUGUCGGGUGGUAUUCCAUCGUCGAUUCAUAAUCUGAAAAAUCUUGAAACCCUUCAGCUUGAGAAUAACAAUGGCUUCUCAGGUGAGAUUCCCACAGGGUUGUUUGGUCUUCAGAAGUUGAAGAUACUGCGGCUUGAAGGAAACAAACUCCAAUGGAACAACAAUGGUUAUGUCUUUCCACAGUUUAAGUUAACUGAUCUGUCACUUAGAUCUUGUGGCUUAGAAGGGAAUAUUCCGGAUUGGCUCAAGAAUCAAACAACUCUUGUUUACUUGGAUUUGAGCAUUAACAGACUCGAAGGAAGUUUCCCAAAAUGGCUAGCUGAUCUGAAAGUCGGAAUCAUGAUUUUGUCUGACAACAGACUCGCAGGCUCACUGCCUCCAACUUUGUUUCAGAGUUCGAGCUUAGACUAUCUUGUACUAUCAAGGAACAACUUUUCUGGUGAGAUCCCUGAUACGAUUGGCGAAUCACUGGUCAUGGUACUCAUGCUGUCUGAAAACAACUUCUCAGGAUCAGUACCAAAGUCUAUUACAAAGAUCCCCUUUCUCCUGUUGUUGGACUUGUCAAAGAAUAGAUUAUCAGGUGAAUUCCCGAGGUUCCUCCCCGAGUCAUACCUUGUGUGGCUCGAUAUAUCUUCCAACGAUUUCUCUGGGGAUGUUCCAGCUUACUUUGGGGUAUACACCAGUAUGCUUUUAAUGAGUCAGAACAAUUUCAGCGGGGACUUUCCUCAGAUCUUCAGAAAUCUCUCUAGUCUGAUCCGUCUUGAUCUCCAUAACAACAAAAUCUCUGGAGAAUUCGCGAGUUUAACCGACCGGUUAUCUUCUUCUCUAGAGGUUCUUAGCCUGAGAAACAAUUCCCUCAAAGGUUCAAUCCCAGAAGGCAUAUCAAAGCUCACAAGCCUUAAGGUCUUGGAUCUCUCCGAGAACAAUCUUGAUGGAUAUCUCCCUUCAUCUCUUGGGAAUCUUACAUGCAUGAUAAAAUCUCCUGAGAGCUCAUCUUCAGCUACGCUACCCAUAACCACCGGCAAGCAUGACAUAGAAAGAUUAAUCGACAUCAAAUCACAAGAUUUAUUUAGUCUUGUAGUGAACUGGAAGAAUUCAAAACAAGUUCUUUUCGACAGAAACUUCUACCUCUACACUCUCUUAGAUCUCUCCAAGAACAAGCUACACGGAGAAAUCCCAACUUCUUUAGGCAAUCUCAAAAGCCUAAAGGUUUUAAACCUUUCCAACAACGAGUUCUCUAGAUUGAUCCCACAAAGUUUUGGAGAUCUUGAGAGGGUAGAGAGCUUAGACCUUUCACACAACAACCUCACAGGCGAAAUCCCGAAAACGUUAUCCAAGCUAAGCGAGCUGAAUACUUUGGAUUUGAGUAACAACAAGCUUACAGGUAGAAUCCCUGAAAGUCCUCAACUAGACAGAUUGAACAAUCCAAACAUUUACGCGAACAACAGCGGAAUCUGUGGAAUGCAAAUCCAAGUACCAUGCUCUCCUACACAGACCAAGCAGCCAGCUGAGGAAAAAGAAGAAGAAGACAAAGAAGAGGAAACAAUGUUUUCAUGGAAAGCUGCAAUCAUAGGUUGUUCUUGUGGAUUCCUUAUAGCAGUUGUAUUCAUGUCAUACAAUGGUAUAUGGAAGUAACAAUCCCAAAAUGUACUCAUAAAAUAAUUUUAAAUAA